CGCCUUCGAUUCAAGAUGAUUUCGUCAAACUUUUCGGACGUGUAUGAUCUGUGCACAACGACUUACAAUGUUACUCCAAUCCUUCCUGGAAAAGCAUUGUCUCCUCCACAGCUGUCUUUACUAUCAACUUUAUCUUUAGCUGCGAAGUCUCUCGAUACCCCUCAGAUUUUGCUACCAAUUAUCGAAUCCCCAAAUGCCCAAUGGACACUUCUGUCUCUUAUCCUCCUUGCCACGCCUUUCGUCCUUGUCUACAUCACAACAUACCUAUCAUACACUGCUCAGGUCUCAAGCAAUGAGCCCAUCAAAUCGCCACCAACUGUUCCCUACAUAACACCGUUUCUCGGAAGUGCAGUCGAUUUUGUGCUCAAUCCUAAGAAAUACGUUACCGGCAUGAAAAACCUAGAUGUCUAUGGCAUCAAACUCGCGAAUUACAAGAUCUUCCUUUUACGUGGGCCUGAGCUGAUUCAAGCAAUAUGGAGAUACAAGGGGGUUAUAACGUCGCCUGCUCAUCAGGCAUUCGUCCUUAUCGGGGUAUUUGGAAUGAACCCCAAAGCAGUUCAACCUUACCACCUCGACGAUUCGGGAUUACAAGUAAACCCCCAUCCGAAGAGCAAUGUAGCACCUCACAACCGCAUCGACCACUUAACCCACGUUGGUUUCAUGAAACUUCUCACCGGAGAUGGUCUUUCCAAGCUCUACCAACGCUGGGCUCAAGAGUUCAACCGUCGUCUCCAAGCUCUGGCUAUUGGAGACGAGUGGGGCCCCGAAAUUCCGGAUAUCAUGGACUACUGGCAAAUGCCAUUGACGGCUUCUAUGAACGUGGCUUUGGCUGGUCCACUCCUGGAAUGUAUAAAUCCCGAUUUCACAAGGGAAUUCAACGAGUUCCUUACCUACGUCCACCCACUCAUCAAGCGUGUGCCUCGCUGGUUGAUCCCCAGAGCAUUUAGACUCCGCAAAAAGCUCGUUGGGAACGUUAUGACAUGGCAGAACAUCGCGAGAUCCAGAGCCAGCCCCUCAGAUAUCGACACUGAGAGGGAUUACGACCCUUGGUGGGGUUCAGAAUGCUUCCGAGAGCGUCAGAAAUACCUCUCAAAAGUUGACGGUUGGGAUCACGACUCCCUUGCCAUUUCCGAUUUUGGGCUUCUGUGGGGAGCGAACAUCAAUGUGCACGCCGCCGCCAUCUGGACCAUCAUCGAGAUCUUCUCCGACGCCACCUUGCUCUCACGCGUACGUGCCGAGCUGCGCGCGGCCGACUUCCAAUCCUUCACCACCAACGCCGCCGUCGACAAACUGAUCUCCCUCCCCCUGCUGCAGUCCAUCUACUCCGAGGUGCUGCGCCUGCGCGUCGAGGUCCAGCACGUGCUCUACAGCAACCACGACGAGAUCCAACUCAACGAGUAUCGCUUCCCGCGCCGGCAAAUCAUCAUGGUGCCUUCGGGCCCCGCGCACAUGAACGCCGACGCCUGGAACACGCGCGAUGGCGAACACCCUCUCGACACCUUCUGGGCGGAUCGAUUCCUGGUGUAUCCAAACGAUCCCCUCAGCGGGCCGGCUCGCAAGUCCCCCUCCUCGCCUCCCUCCCCAACGUCGCCUACCUCCCCGACGACGACUAGCGAUCCUGGAAAACCGAAGUUCAAGGACUCGUCCGUCUCGGAUUCUUUCAUCCCGUAUGGCGUCGGCGAGCGCACGUGCCCGGGCCGCUUCUUCUCUAAGCGCGAGAUCAUCGCCUUCUGCGCUACUAUCGUGAACGAUUAUGAUGUGGAUCUUCUGACGAAGCAGAAGAAAUUCGAACACAGCCCGACUUUCUACGGCUUUGGGACGCAGCGGCCUGCGAGCCGGAUCCCGUUCAGGAUCAGGAAGAGGAAGGAAUAGACUUGGCUGCUGCUGCUUGUCCGGGGAGAACUUCACACCUCAGAUUUUUUUUUGUUUGCCU
This is a messenger RNA of Amorphotheca resinae ATCC 22711, 1933 nucleotides long. RefSeq lists its product as hypothetical. The record is from RefSeq and is a predicted model, not a curated record. Gene Ontology annotation, molecular function: steroid hydroxylase activity; heme binding; iron ion binding. The transcript has 3 exons. Bases 16 to 1872 code for a protein of 618 amino acids. NCBI's taxonomy places the organism in Eukaryota, Fungi, Ascomycota, Leotiomycetes, Helotiales, Amorphothecaceae.